AUGGAAGCCAUCUUUGAGAUUCUGCCAUCAAACAGAGUGAAGCAACAGAUUCUGGUAGCAAAUAACGGAGAUGGAAUAGUGGUAGAAUUUAUGUUGGCAACCUCAGCUGCUUCUAUGAGAAGCUUUAUAGGUGCCAAUGUAAUGUCAGCAGCAAGCUCUGAUGACUUCAUGAUGACUAUGAUCAUUGCUUCAUAUGUGGUUAUUGGCACCCUUCAGGUGAAAAACAUAGACCUAAAUUGUGCUGAGAAUUGCAUCGAGCAUUCCACACAGCUUUUUACUGGUGAUAAACUCAUUGUGCGACGUGGCCAGCCCUUUGAGUUCUAUGUGCACUUCCAAAACCGUGAGUGGGAUGCUGACAAGGACAAGAUCACCUUCACGAUAGAAACUGGCCCCAAACCCUGUGAAUCUUUAGGGACAAAAAGCGUCUUCCCUCUAGGUGGAGACCUAGACAAAAGCCACUGGACUGCUUGCUACAAACUCCAUAACGGAAGAUGUCUCAGUGUCAGUAUGCUGCCCCCGGUCAAUGCCUGUAUUGGCUGCUACAGUUUGACCAUGUGCCUGGUGUCAUGUGACCACACUCACUUUCAAAAUCUGGGACACUUUUACGUCCUUUUCAAUCCUUGGUGUACUGAUGACCAAGUAUAUUUAGACAACCAAGCUCACAGGGAAGAGUAUGUCUUGAAUGAGAAUGGGAUUUUAUUCCAAGGUCUUCCCAAACAUGUAACUGCACAUCCGUGGCAUUUUGGGCAGUUCCAGGAUGAUAUUCUGGAUAUCUGCCUGAAAAUUCUGGACACAAGUACAAACUUCCUGCGGGAUCCUGCCAUGGACUGUUCCUGUCGUAAUGACCCUGUGUACCUAAGCAGAGUGUUGAAUGCUAUGAUCUGUUGUCACAAGAAGAAAAGCAUUUUAAGACUUCCUUCCAAUAAUAGCUAUCUUCAGGGAGUUAAUCCUUCAGUGUGGAAUGGAAGCGUUUCUAUACUUCGCCAGUGGUAUCACAGCAAAUGCAAACCUGUCAAAUAUGGACACUGUGGGACAUUUGCUUCUGUAAUGUGUACAGUUAUGAGAUGUUUGGGAAUCCCAAGCCGAGUUGUUACGGGCUACUAUUGCCCUAUGAAUGCUGCUGAUUCUCUCAUUGUUCAGGAGGUUUUUGACUACACAGGCAAAACCUUAAAUAGCAAAGAACAUGUCUGGAUAUAUAAUUGCUGGAAUGAAUCUUGGAUGGUCCGAAAAGACUUAAAUCAAUCUGAGGGUGAUUGGCAAUAUUUGAAUCCAACUCCUGUAGAGACAAGUAAAGGGUCAGUGUGCAGUGGCCCAAUUUGGGUCAAAGACAUCAGAAAUGGAGAUGUGGAUACUGACUCUGAUGGUCACCGUGUAUUUUGUAUGCUAAAUGCAAGGAGGUCUGCUUGGGUUUCUCAAAGCAGAGGCAAGAAGACGAAACUUCAUUGCGAUACCCAGACUUGUGGCCAAUGUAUCAGCACCAAGAGUGUUGGAAGUAAUGCACAUGAAGAUGUCACUGAAGCUUAUAAGCAUGAAUUGGGUUCUGUGCAAGAAAAAACAGCUCUCUGUAGAGCUUAUAGAAAAAUUAAUCCUCAGUACCUCAAUGCUACUAAUUCUGACAUAGAGAAAGAUAUAACCUCUAGCAGAAACAGAAGUCUGAAAGAAACUGGGCUCACAAUGAAGUUUACAAUGGCUAAUCGUCCCAUUUAUGGUCAAGAUGUUCAGAUCAACUGGGUACUUGAAAACGUGGGUGAUGAAAUCAAAGACAAGAAAUUCAACCUUUGUGCUCAGGGAAUGAUGUACAAUGAAUGUGCAAUGGAUCAGCUCUGGAAGGAAAAUAUGCAUGUCACACUUGGCCCAAGAGAAGUGAAGACAACUCUGAUAGUUAUACCAUAUGAAAAUUAUGGAUCUCAUCUUUGUGACCAUAAUAUUAUGAGAGUGGUAGCAGUCUCCAUGCCAGAAUCCAAAGGAGAACUCACGAUGGUGCAGAGGGAUAUUCUCAUUGACAGUUUACCUGUUGAGAUAAAGCUUUUAGAACAUCCCACAUUGAAUACACCAUGCUCUACAGAAGUCACCUUCUGUAAUCCCCUCAAAGAGGACCUUGAGAACUGUGUACUGAACCUGGAAGGCUAUGGACUCAUCGGUGAACCGAUAACUACUGAAUUGGGAACUCUGGCUGCUAACCACAAGGCACAGACUUGUGUAGAAUUUACUCCCUGCAGGCAUGGCAGACACCAAUUUGUGGCCAGUGUCAGCUGCCAUAAGUUUUGUAACUGUAAAGGAUAUGCUAGUGUAGAUAUGGGCAACCCACCAGCAACUUCUGUAGAGAGAGGUGCAUAA
Pogona vitticeps (central bearded dragon) is the source of this 2337-nucleotide messenger RNA. Its product is annotated as protein-glutamine gamma-glutamyltransferase 5. Lineage: Eukaryota; Metazoa; Chordata; Lepidosauria; Squamata; Agamidae. Gene Ontology annotation, biological process: peptide cross-linking. Gene Ontology annotation, molecular function: protein-glutamine gamma-glutamyltransferase activity. The record is from RefSeq and is a predicted model, not a curated record.